Messenger RNA from Acaulospora morrowiae, 373 nucleotides. NCBI's taxonomy places the organism in Eukaryota, Fungi, Glomeromycota, Glomeromycetes, Diversisporales, Acaulosporaceae. The record is from the annotation of a GenBank genome assembly.
UCGACAAGCAACUGCUCUGAGAUUCCUCAUCAUUUCCCAAAAAUCAUUAAAAUCUCUAAAAAUAACGGGAUACCUGUGCGACUCAAUCUUUCUAAAAUACGUGUUUCAGGAAGCCAUGAGUAGUCAGAUUAAUUCGUUGAGAUACAUCGAAUUUCAGGAGAUGUGGUUUAAAUCAAAAGAAGAUUUGGUUGUAUUAACAUUUUGUUUUAAUUUGGAAGUGUUAAAGUUUAAUUGGUGCUGGGGGUUGACUAACGAUUUGGUUAAGGUACUGGUGGAUGCCAAGUUUCUCCGACUAAAAGUUGUGGAAAUCAAAGGAUGCUCGCCGUGGGAUUUGAAAGUGUGGGCAGAAGCCUACCAAAAGUUUAAGAACUAA